AUGAGAAACAAGAAAGACGCCAAAGAUGCCGUCAUGGACAUUGGAAUGGAGUAUGGGCUCAUUACAAAAGAGAUCAUGGAUCAAAGGGCACCCAAUGUGCGACUCGUCGUAGAAGAGAGCAUGCUCGCCAGGGACAAAAAGGUUGGCCAGGCAAUCAAAACCCUGGCCAAGCAUAUUUCCACGAGUGAUGCCUGCUUCGUUUUCGAACUUCUUCAAAAUGCGGACAAUAAUCGCUUCACGAAUGCCAACGCUCAAAGUGAAUCACCCUUUAUCGCAUUCAAGAUCUACUCCGAUCGCAUUGUGGUCGAAUGUAAUGAGGAUGGAUUCACAGCAAGUGACCUUUCCGCCAUUUGUACGGUCGGGGAGAGCCCCAAGUCAGCCUCACAUGGAUAUAUUGGGGCCAAGGGAAUCGGAUUGAAAUCUGUUUUCAUCGCGACAUGGAAAGUGCACAUUCAGUCUGGCCAUUUUUCAUUCUGCUUUCAACACAAGGGUGACCAGGGUCUCGGAAUGGUUCAGCCAGUGUGGGAAGAUGCCGAUGUGCUACCCAAUGCCUUGACCCGGAUGACACUUUAUCUGCACGAGGAUGGGGAUCCGCAGGAAAUCGACUUCCUUCGUCAGACAAUAUUCAAGCAACUGAAUGAUCUUCAGCAGGCAUAUCUGCUUUUUCUCCGAAAUUUGAAAGAGAUACGGGUCUUUUUCUACAAUGAGGACGGGGAACUGCAAAACUCCAAGAAAUUCUGUGUUGGAGACAUUCACGACUCUCGCCAUUCUCUGGAAACUGAACUGACAGACGAGAAUGGUCAAAUUACUGUGGAAUACAGGCAUUACCAUGUCACAAGACAAGUGGCAACUGAUCUUCCAAAAAGCAACAAUAGCAAUAUACCCGAUACAGAAGAAGCAACACGGGCGUCUUUAAGAGCAGAGGUUUUCCUAGCGUUCCCUCUCACGCACCUGAACGAGCCGUUACUAGAGCAGCAAGAUAUUUUUGCAUUUCUUCCAAUCAGGGGGUCCAGUUUCGAAUUCCUAAUACACUCGGACUUUGACACCACUGCAAACCGACAGGACAUUUCAAAUUCCGGAAGAAACAUGGCGCACCGAUCCUGGAUUGCACAAGCUUUUCUCAAGGCUGUUUUAGAAUUCUGCGAGGAUCCAGACUUGUGUUAUUUAUGGCCAAGGUUUCUUCCCUCCACGGAGGGCGAUGAAAAUAAUUUUUGGACAGACCUGUCUGGCUCAAUCAAGCAGCUCAUUCAUGGGACUCCCGUUUUAAAAUCCCAACACAGCAACAGCCUGCGGAAGAUCGAUGAUGUUGUCAUUCCCACUCCGGAUUUUAUGGAUGACAAUCAAAGUCCGCUUCUCGAGGAUUCUACGCUGGACCCGUUUCUCUCGAACAAGUAUCCUCCCGACUGUAUAAAAUCUCUGGAACGCUAUGGCCUCGAACGCAUGAGCCAUGAUCUGGUUAUCAGGAUGCUACGAGACGAUUUGGAGAAUCCGGCCUCGAGGAUGAAGUCUGAAAUAACCAGCGCGGAAUGGCAUUCACAAUUUGCGAGGCUAUUGUUGCAGGUUGACAAAGGAUCUAUUGGCAAACUCGCACUCAUUCCUCUCAGAUUUGGCAGAUGGGUUUCUGUCAGCGCUUGGUCCAUAUACCUGCCAACCACAAACGGGAUUCCUGUCCCACCGGGAGUGGAUAUGCAAAUCAUAGAGCCAACAGCGGUUGCCAACAAAGACAGGCACCGAUUGUUCGCACACCUUGGAGCUACUGAGGCAAAAGUCUAUGCGGUCCGCCAGUACAUUCAUAUGCACCACGACAUCUUCGGGCGUCGAGUUAGUAGGACGAAUUCAAUAGCCCAUUUACGCUUCUUGUACUUGACCCACGUGGAUGAGGUGGAGUCAUGUUACAAAGAUAUAGCCGUCCACAGUGAGGAUGGUCAUGUAGGGUAUCCGCAUCGAGAAGACUUUUAUCUCCGUACGGGUCAUCCCUAUGGGCCGGAGUCACUUCUCCCUGCGGACAACACACACGGCCUCCAACUGUUUUUCCUUCACCCAGAGUACCUCAAUGCUACAAUUACCCCAAGCUCAGAACAUCGAUCAUGGAGAAACUGGCUUCGACGUUUUGUUCAUGUGCAUAAAAGACUAAGUCUUGUCUCUCGCGAUUGGGAUGACCUCUCGGAGUCUUUGAGAUAUAUCGCGGAGCACCGACCAGAAAGGUUUCUUGGUUUUCUGGAAUAUCUUUGGAAAUAUGAUGGCGAUUCAAUCAGUCGAGAUGAUGAGCUUAUACAACUGAUCAAGGACACAGACGCAAGCAGCUUCUGCAUAGCUGACAUUAAACCGACGGACAUGGACCAAACUUUUCUUCCCCUACCGAGACUCCAGCGACUCUGUUCACGCUUCAUGGAAGCGAACGAACCAUUUCCCUUCUUGAAGAUCGAUGAGAUAGCCUCCUCCGAAGAACUCAGCCCCAAGUGGAUGUUUCUCCACUCCGUCUUUUCCGUUGGCAAGGAUGACGACUUGGAAUUUGUUCUUAAGAUAUUGUGGUGGAUCAACGCCGAGGACCGCAAACAUCUCGAUGAUCUCCAUUUGAAAAACCCGAAACGCAUAUUGGAUAUAUACGUUACGAUUGACUCAAAGUGCCUCGGUUCACAAGACCCACAGGCCGCAAGGACCGAAGCCAGAGAAUACAUUGAGCAUUACAAUCUAGUUUUUAUGCCGCACCCUGGUAAUCCUAAAAAUUACGCUGCUGAAUGGUUUAAAUGGAAGCCAUUUCGAUGGGAUAGUCCAUCAGAUAUGUUGUCAGCUUAUUGUCUUAAGCAUAGCUACUCACAACUGGUUGACGAAGAUCAGCUGGAUCAACUUUCACGGUUCAUGAAGAGAACCAUGUCAAUUCCAGAUUUCUCGUGGGAGGACAUGAUAGUCGAGCUUGAGGUAAUAAGGGAUAAUGGCUUCGAAGAUUUGGAUCGUGUCUUUGCCAUAUAUGAAUGGAUAAGCAAGCUCGACAUCCUUGCCUUUGCCGAUGAACUCAGAAAUGAGUUCCAGACCAAGGACCUGAUAUUUGUGGUCAACAAGGGGGAACCUGGUUGGUACAAGAGCUCGAGGUGUUUAUGGUCCACAACAGAGAUUCGAGGUAAAGUGACCCUAAACGGUCACUACGAAGAUCUGGAAAGAUUUUUUAUAGAGGGUAUAGGGGUCCAAAUGCUGACUCUGCAAAUGGUCUAUGACGACUUACUCCAAGCCGGUCCCCAGGCGUCGUACAGUGAGAUCAAAGACAAGAUCUGGUCCCUCAACGCGCUUCUCCAGACAGAAUCAGAAUCAGAAUCUAGUCAUGUCGACCCAGAUUCUUUGAUGCUGGCCUACGUACUUCCCAUCAUCAAUACGGAUGGUACAACAUCUCUAGUUACUUCAGGUGCUGAGUUUGCCAUCGCAGACCAAGACUACUUGGCCGUACACUUUCUGGGCCGCAUCAAAUUGCUUCAUUACAGCCUCGAGGAUGUCGGACACCUGAGCGUCUUCCUUAAGUGGGCUAAUCUUACACAUCGCUACUUGUCUACUGCGGUCAGAAAGUUCACCCCUGUCCCCGGAGAGACAAGGCCACUCAUACCCAGGCGUGAUCAAGACUUGAAACGAAAAGCGCAUGGUCUUGUGCUUGUUGCGGCAACAUUCAAUAGUCCUCGCUACCAGACCAAUCCAGCUAGGCUGUACGAAAUGCUUCGCACAACCAGCAUUGAAAUGACCAACGGCAUCUCCUCUGUCUUAAGCAUUACCCAAGAUGGAAAUGUAACAGAGGUGAAAGAAUCAAUCGGCAGCUUGCAUAUCAGCGAAACCCCAACCGGGUUAACUAUAUACGUUCCCUUGGACAAUAAGGAACAGGAACUCUGCUUCAGCUCCCUUCUGCCCGUCCAGCUCACAGAAUGGCUGAUGCAAGAUCCUAUCACGCAAAUUCCAGACAAAAUCGACAGCUCCUUGUUGACUGCAAUUACUACACUUCAACGUUAA
This is a messenger RNA of Penicillium hordei, 3987 nucleotides long. RefSeq lists its product as uncharacterized. The transcript has 6 exons. NCBI's taxonomy places the organism in Eukaryota, Fungi, Ascomycota, Eurotiomycetes, Eurotiales, Aspergillaceae. The coding region runs from base 1 to 3987 and encodes 1328 amino acids. The record is from RefSeq and is a predicted model, not a curated record.